Molecule: messenger RNA, 822 nt
Organism: Cannabis sativa
Lineage: Eukaryota; Viridiplantae; Streptophyta; Magnoliopsida; Rosales; Cannabaceae
Exons: 1
Coding region: 1-822 (273 amino acids)
Source: RefSeq, a predicted model, not a curated record
AUGGCUGCGAACAAUCCCAUGGUGUCACUAUUGACUGACAACAAGCUCAAUGGAGCUAACUCUAUCAAAUGGAGAGAGAACAUUAAUAUUGCUCUCAUUGGUAAAAAUUUCCUGUUUGUGUUGACUGAAGAGGCUCUUGAGCAGCCAGGUGAGAAUGCAACCAAGGCAGUCAAGGAAAAGUUCGAGAGUUGGCAGAAUGCCAAUAACAAAGCUCGAUACUUUAUGCUGUCUAGCAUGGUCAACACCUUGAAAACAAGAUUUGCAAACACUCUCACGACUGCAGAAAUCAUGAACUUGUUAACUGAACUGUUUGGGAUGGCAUCAAUUCAAGCUCGCUUUGAGGCGACUAAGAUAUUCAUCAAUGCACGGAUGAGACCUCAUCAUAACGUGCGUGAUCACCUUCUCCAGAUGACUAGUUACUUCCAAGAGGCUGAAAAUCAUGGAGCUGUUAUAGAUCAGACAACUCAAGUGAGUUUGAUCUUGAAUAGUUUAACUCCAACUUUUCUGCCUUUUACAUCAAAUUAUGUCAUGAACAAGUUGGAGCUUGACUUUCACGAGUUAAUCAACAACCUUCUGACAUUUGAAAAUUUGAUUGGAGGAGCACAGAAAGGAGGAAGUAAAGCUCCUAAUUCUGGCACUGCUAAUGGUACGGCCAAAGUUGAGGCAAACAUUGCCUUUACUUCGAAACCCAGCAAAGAGAAGAGCUGGAAGAAUAGCAAGAAGCCUCUUAAAGUUGUGAAAACAGUUAAAAAGAAAAAGGCGGCUAAUCCCGAUGCAAAGCAAAAAGGAAAGUGCUUCUAUUGCAAUGAAAAGGGCCACUGA